Molecule: messenger RNA, 1951 nt
Organism: Zea mays
Lineage: Eukaryota; Viridiplantae; Streptophyta; Magnoliopsida; Poales; Poaceae
Exons: 17
Coding region: 86-1594 (502 amino acids)
Biological process (GO): transmembrane transport; carbohydrate transport
Cellular component (GO): membrane
Molecular function (GO): sugar transmembrane transporter activity
Source: RefSeq, marked validated
CCAGUACCCACGGUCCCACCCCACCCGGAGAAAACGAAACAAACCAAAUCUCGCUGCGAGCUGGGCGGCGAGGGCGCGCGGCGCCAUGGCGAGGAGCAGGACGUCGGGCGGCGGCGAGUACGAGAGCGGCAGCGACCACGACGGCGCGCUGCAGAAGCCGCUGCUGCCCAACAGCGGGAGCUGGUACCGGAUGGGGAUGGGGUCGCGCCAGUCCAGCCUCAACGCCGCCGGCACCUCCUCCAUGGCCGUCCUGCGCGAGUCCCACGUCUCCGCCUUCCUCUGCACGCUCAUCGUCGCGCUCGGCCCCAUCCAGUUCGGCUUCACCGGCGGCUACUCCUCCCCGACGCAGGCCAGCAUCAUCCGGGACCUCAACCUCUCCAUCUCCGAGUUCUCGGUGUUCGGCUCGCUGUCCAACGUGGGCGCCAUGGUCGGGGCGAUCGCCAGCGGCCAGAUGGCCGAGUACGUUGGCCGCAAAGGGUCGUUGAUGAUUGCAGCAAUUCCAAACGUCAUUGGUUGGCUUGCGAUCUCCUUUGCAAAAGACUCUUCAUUUCUGUAUAUGGGACGCUUGCUUGAAGGAUUCGGUGUCGGUAUCAUUUCCUAUGUGGUACCGGUAUACAUAGCAGAGAUAUCUCCACAAAACAUGAGAGGGGCUCUUGGCUCUGUGAACCAGUUAUCUGUAACCCUUGGUAUCAUGUUUGCCUAUUUGCUCGGCUUGUUUGUUCCUUGGAGGCUUCUUGCAGUAAUAGGAACCUUGCCCUGCAUAGUGUUGAUACCUGGCCUUUUCUUCAUUCCGGAAUCUCCAAGAUGGCUGGCAAAGAUGAAUAUGAUGGAUGAUUGCGAGACUUCUCUACAAGUUCUGAGAGGAUUCGAUGCUGACAUCACUGCAGAAUUGAAUGAUAUAAAGAGAGCAGUAAUGUCAGCAAACAAAAGGGCUACAAUUCGUUUCCAAGAGUUGAACCAAAAGAAAUACCGAACGCCCCUAAUUAUAGGAAUUGGUCUACUUGUGCUGCAACAGCUAAGUGGAAUAAAUGGUAUACUAUUUUAUGCAAGUAGCAUCUUCAAAGCUGCCGGUCUGAAGGACAGUGACUUGGACACCUUUGCACUUGGAGCUAUUCAGGUUCUUGCCACUUUUGUUACAACCAUGUUCUUGGACAGAGCUGGGCGGCGAAUCCUCCUUAUUAUUUCUUCUGCUGGGAUGACUCUAAGUCUUCUUGUAGUUGCUAUUGUAUUUUACAUCAAGGAUAAUAUUUCACAUGACUCUGACUUGUAUGACAUCUUAAGUAUGGUGUCCUUGGUUGGUGUCGUGGCUUAUGUCAUUGCCUUCUCCUUCGGUAUGGGUGCCAUUCCUUGGAUCAUAAUGUCUGAGAUCCUCCCAGUUAGCAUCAAGAGUCUUGCAGGAAGCUUCGCGACCCUUGCCAACUGGUUGACAUCCUUUGGAAUAACAAUGACGGCAAAUUUGCUGAUCAGCUGGAGUGCUGGAGGUACGUUUACCUCCUACAUGAUUGUGAGUGCCUUCACUCUCGUGUUCGUAAUCGUUUGGGUGCCAGAGACAAAGGGAAGAACCCUCGAAGAGAUACAAUGGUCGUUCCGCUGAGCACCAACAUCGUCAAAAUGCGAAAUGGUUCUUCGAGUUUUGUCGCUUUAGAUAGUAAGAAUAUGGUUGUUCUUAUUCAUCUGCAAUAGUUCUUCAUGUUUUUUUUUUGUCGCUUUAGAUCGAGAACGUUGGUUGACAUAAUGUUCUUGUCUAUUCUUUCGCAGCUCAAAUCACUCGACGAAGGCCACACAUUCUUUCUGUUCAUAAAAGGUCUUGUACAUGAGAUUGCAUACACCGUUGUUAUAACUUUACCCCCAAUAGACUUGUAAAUGCUUGUGCAGUAACUCUUAUAUUACUUUUGCUUCAACAUUGUAAGAUAGAAGACUUGCCAAAAUAAAAUCUGAACCUUGGGUCCAA